This is a messenger RNA of Zea mays, 2260 nucleotides long. RefSeq lists its product as uncharacterized. Lineage: Eukaryota; Viridiplantae; Streptophyta; Magnoliopsida; Poales; Poaceae. Gene Ontology annotation, biological process: protein ubiquitination. Gene Ontology annotation, cellular component: nucleus. The record is from RefSeq and is marked provisional. Gene Ontology annotation, molecular function: ubiquitin-protein transferase activity.
CCGGAGGAAGCAUACCCGAAACUCCCCUCCCCUCUCCUUACAAUACCGCGAGGCGGCGGCUGACGUCGCUUAGCCGCUUUCCCACACCUUCGCCGCCGCCUAUACUCCUGCAGAAAUAGCCCCAGGGAGGGCGGUUGCUGCUGCUUCGUGUGCGGUGUUCCUUCCCCCGCCGCACGCGGGAUCCAUUUGACGGACGGACCGACCGAGCGACCCACCCGUCCACCGAGAGCCAUGGGGCAGAGGCAGAGCCACAGCAAGCGGGACGGGAGCAGCCACGGGCGGCGGUCGCGCUCCUUUCAGCAGCAGCCGUCGGCGCAGUGGGGCGCCGGAGGAGGAGGGUACUACCAGCAGGACCCAAGCACCGGCUACUACGGCGCGCCGGUGCCACAACAGGGAGGAGGGUACUACCAACAGGACCCAGGCACCGGCUACUACGGCGCGCCGGUGCCACAGCAGGGAGGAGGGUACGCCGCGCCGUACCGGGACAAGCCCGCCGCCGCCGCCGCCGUUGCUGCUCCGGCGCCGCAGGCUGCGAAGCCGCGGCAGCUGGAUCGCCGGUACUCGCGGAUCGCCGACGAGUAUCACUCGGUGGACCAGGUUACUGAUGCUCUAGCUCAAGCAGGACUUGAAUCAUCAAAUCUUAUUGUUGGCAUUGAUUUCACAAAGAGCAACGAGUGGACAGGCAAAUUCUCGUUCCAUGGACGCAGUCUACAUCACAUUAGCAACACACCAAAUCCGUAUGAACAAGCCAUCUCGAUUAUUGGGCGAACACUAUCGAAAUUCGAUGAAGAUAAUCUGAUUCCAUGUUUCGGAUUUGGAGAUGCAUCAACACACGAUCAAGAUGUCUUCUGUUUCUCUCCUGACGAGAAACCUUGUAAUGGAUUUGAAGAAGCUCUCGAUCGAUAUAGGGAACUUGUACCACAUUUGCGCUUAGCUGGACCAACAUCCUUUGCACCAAUUAUUGAGAUGGCUAUGACCAUUGUGGAGCAAAGUGGCGGGCAAUACCACGUCCUAUUGAUAAUUGCAGAUGGGCAGGUUACGAGGAGUGUAGAUACUGCAUCUGGACAGCUGAGUUCGCAAGAGCAAAAAACUGUUGAUGCCAUUGUGAAGGCCAGUGAAUUGCCUUUGUCCAUUGUGUUAGUAGGAGUUGGUGAUGGCCCCUGGGACAUGAUGAAGGAAUUUGAUGACAACAUUCCUGCUCGAGCUUUUGACAAUUUCCAAUUUGUAAAUUUUUCAGAGAUAAUGUCCAAAAACAUGGCACAAUCAAGGAAAGAGGCUGCAUUUGCUCUUUCAGCAUUGAUGGAGAUACCACCACAGUAUAAAGCAACCGUGGAAUUAGGGAUUUUGGGUCGUCGCUCUUUCAAGUCUCCUGACAGGGUUCCUCUGCCUCCCCCUUCCGGAAGUCAUGGCGCUUAUUCCUACUAUUCAUCUAAAGGAUUUAGCAAACCGAGCACCUACCCUCAGAGUUCUUCAUCCUCAUCACCCUAUCCUCACUAUGAAACUCCACAUACAGCCACCCCAGCUGCGCCUUCAGCCACUUAUGACAACCAGGUCUGUCCUAUCUGCCUCGUGAACCCCAAGGACAUGGCGUUUGGUUGUGGACACCAGACCUGCUGUGACUGCGGACAGAUCCUGGAGUCGUGCCCAAUCUGUCGCACUCCCAUCACCACAAGGAUAAAGCUAUACUAGCAAGUAGUGGUUUGGAUCAUUGUCAAUGGGUGGUAUACUGGAGGAGCCACCCAGCGUCACACUGGAGGAUCGUGUCAGCAUGCCCAUAGAUCGAUUGCAAUCGGAAAGCUGGAGCGGCACUCCAUAGAUCGAUCGAUUGGAUCUAAGGAUUGCAGGGACAAAGCAUGGAUCAAUUGGAGCGAGGAUUGCAGGGCCGUUGAUUCAUCGCUCAGGGUUGUCCCAGUAUUCAUAUCCACCAGGAAUGAUCCGAAUCUCAUAUCGCAAUAAAUAAUAAAAAAUAAUAAACGAGCAGAAAGAUGAGAAACACACACAAAAAAAGUGGUGGCGUGGAGGAUCAGACGAUUGCGUGUAGGGUCAUCACACGCAACUCAGCUUGGUUACUACUCUAAUCUGCAACUUUAGUUGUACAUACCCAACUUUAGGAUCAGAGGAUUCCUUAUUUGUGCGUGUGCCCGUGUUUUUUUGUUUGUUUCGUGAUUUCGUCCGAGAUAUGUUGAUUUGUUCUUUGCUAGCAAUUGUGUAAAAAUCCAAUCCGCAUUUUUUGGCGCCAUCGAAAUAAAUGCUAUGUUGU